This is a messenger RNA of Filobasidium floriforme, 1689 nucleotides long. RefSeq lists its product as uncharacterized. The transcript has 4 exons. The record is from RefSeq and is a predicted model, not a curated record. Bases 73 to 1647 code for a protein of 524 amino acids. Lineage: Eukaryota; Fungi; Basidiomycota; Tremellomycetes; Filobasidiales; Filobasidiaceae.
UACCCACCUUGUCAUCUCUGACCGACUCACUACGAGCAGACCAUAGGGGAGCAAAGACGUGUAUAGCUCGCCAUGAACUUGAUAGACAACAUCAGCCCGUUCGCGACCCCGCACCUCACCCCGCCGGCAUCCCCAGCCAAGGCAUCAUUCUCAUCACCGCCCAUACACAGGCCAGAGCUCAGGUUGAAAAAGCUCAACUUGGGCGGAGGGCAUAGUAGCGUGACGACCUCCAAUGUCGAAGAGGAAGUCAAGGAUGCCAUGCAAGAUUCCCCAGUUCUGAUGCGAUUCCACUCGCCUCCAGCACGAACCGACUACCCACAUCAGAUGUCUUUGCCGGCAGCAUCUUCUUCGUCUACAUCGUCUCCGACCACACCUCGACGUCCAACAUCAACGUCAACAUCGGCUUCGACCUCUUUAUCAUUGGGUUCGCCUACAUCAUACAGAUCAGACCCUUAUCCAAACCGAAACUCCAACUCAUAUCCGAAUUUCGAUCCGCACCAACGUGCUCGACCGGUCAGCCUACAGUUCCCUCCCCGAACUUUCUCAGGACAAGCGCCCCCUCGAGGACGGACGCCCCAAGUGAGACGGGCGAGGCGGAGGAGCUAUGAAAAGCAAGUCGGCAGAGAUUCUUGGGAUUCUGCUAGGGGGAGCAUAAUCGAGGUAGAUGAAACCGAGGAUGAGCAGGAGAGGGGUCAGAGUUUGAAUCAGGAUCAGGAGCAUGAGUUCAACAGGAGGAAGAGCGUAAUGAUGGGCCGCAGUACCACCAGCGGUACAGGGGUAAAAGCGGGAGUAGGAACAGGAAUGGGAAUGGGCCCAAGACGUACGGCUCCGUUGACUCUGGUCGAGAGGCAUGCGGAGUUAUUGAGCGAGAUCGCGAAAAAGGAGACGAUGGUCAACGAGAUGAGGCAAGAACUCGCUCACCAGGAAAGCGAAUUGAGCGACCUCAAGAAGAGGUGGGAAUCCAUCGUGUCCCGCUCAGCCAUGAUGUCCACGACGACGUCUGUCCCAUCCACCUCCUCCAACUGGAUGUCUUCCUCUGAUAGGCACUCUGGAGCGCAUCCUCCGUUUGGGAAGUCAAGUCAAGAUCGGGACCACAGUCAAGAUGACGGCGAGGGAUUGUCUGUGGGAGAGAUGAUCAACCCGUCGGUCGCUAUCGAGGGAGGAAAGAAGUUGUUGGGACAAUUGAUGGGGUCGAUCAGCCUCGGUGGCCAGUCCGAGCCCCAACUACAACCGCAAAGACAACCCCAACUCGAUGGCGAUGGGUCUACCGACCGUAACAAGCCCGCAAGAGCAGUCAGGACAACUAGCGCUAGGACGGUCAGCCUUAUUGCAGGAACCGGAUCUGGGAGUUCAGCAGGUCGAUUCCCGCUGAGCAGCGCUUCAUCUACAUCCAAGGGAAAGGAAACCCAGACCCAGGCGAGAGCUCAGCAAGCCCGGCCGAGCAUGGAAGUGAUGGGCAGACGAGGGUCGGCAGCGUCGAGUACGACAACGAGGUCGGAUUCGUCACAGAACCAGUUCCGGAUGGACGAGAGAUCGGCGGAUCACGAGGGAUUGAAUGGACUCGGCUUCGGACAGGCGUUGGAAGGGAUGGUAGAUCCUGGUGGAUGGACGAAGAAGUGGGGGGAUGUGAUGAGUAAUCCACAGUGAGGUUCAAGCGGGUUCCAAGAGGGCGAGCGCGUUCUUCUCGAG